Carassius auratus (goldfish) is the source of this 4213-nucleotide messenger RNA. RefSeq names its product palmitoyltransferase ZDHHC7-like. The coding region runs from base 247 to 1146 and encodes 299 amino acids. The record is from RefSeq and is a predicted model, not a curated record. NCBI's taxonomy places the organism in Eukaryota, Metazoa, Chordata, Actinopteri, Cypriniformes, Cyprinidae. The transcript is spliced from 8 exons. Gene Ontology annotation, molecular function: palmitoyltransferase activity.
CAGAAAUGAUCGCACUGGACCCCGGAAGUGUGUGGCCCUCAUCAUUAUUAUUUCUUAGCUAUAAAACCCUUUAAACAGCUCGAGAAAUGAAACGAUCUCUUUAUAUCUGCCCGUCACUAAUCUGAGAAUCACUACUGGUGGCUCAAAUCUGUUUUCGGAGGCGGCUCCAGACUGUGUCUGCCUUUGAGUUCAAACCCAACAGGGUUCGAGAGGAUGUCACUGUGAGAGACGCUCUGUGUGGUGAGAAUGCAGUCUUCAGGACACCGGUUGAGGGAUGUGGAGCAGCACCAGCCGCUGCUCAGCGCAGGAGAGGAAGAGGUGGUGGCCAGCCGCGUCUGGUUUAUCCAGGACAGCUGCGGGAUGGUGUGUGCCUUCAUAACCUGGUUUCUGGUUAUGUACGCAGAAUUCGUGGUGAACUUUGUCAUGCUGCUCCCUUCCAAAAGCUUCUGGUACACUCUCAUCAACGGUGUGGUGUUUAACUUUCUGGCUGUGCUGGCGCUGACGUCACACCUGCGAACCAUGCUGACGGAUCCGGGAGCUGUUCCCAAAGGUAACGCCACUAAAGAAUACAUGGAGAGUCUGCAGCUGAAGCCAGGAGAAGUCAUCUACAAGUGUCCCAAAUGCUGCAGCAUUAAACCAGAGAGGGCACACCAUUGCAGUAUCUGUAAGAGAUGCAUCAGGAAGAUGGAUCACCACUGUCCUUGGGUCAACAACUGUGUGGGCGAGAACAAUCAGCGAUUCUUUGUCCUCUUCACCAUGUACAUAGCCUCCAUUUCUUUGCAUGCACUGUGUCUCAGCGGUUUCCACUUCUUCACCUGUGUCAGAGUCCAGUGGAGUGAGUGUAGUGAUUUCUCUCCACCUGUGGCGGUCUUGCUGCUGAUUUUCCUGUGUCUGGAAGCACUGCUGUUUCUCACCUUCACUGCUGUCAUGUUCGGCACUCAGAUUCACUCCAUCUGUAAUGAUGAGACCGAAAUCGAGCGACUGAAGAACGAGAAGCCCACGUGGGAGCGGCGGGUGCGAUGGGAGGGUAUGAAGGCUGUUUUCGGCGGGCCACCCUCUCUGCUCUGGUUCAACCCUUUUGCUGGACUCCGCCUUCGGGUUCUGAUGGGUCGCGCCCGGAAGAGCGGGGCCGAGUUCUCCGUCUGAGUGAAGAGUGCUGUCUGCCUUCAUGCCUAUUACCCCCCUCACAUAGGACAUAGGACUCCUUCCUUUAAUGCUGAAGCAGGUUUGGAGGUAGUACGGUGAAAACCUGUUAAAUAACUGAUGUCGCUCCUGGAACAAUGAGGCUACGUCUCGAUACAGCCUGUCUGUGUACACACAUUAAUACCUCGGACGACGGAUCAUACUUGUUAUCCUCAUAUUGUCUUCAUGAACAUUUACACUCAUGGGUUUUUGAUUUGCUUUUUUUUUGUUGGUAAUUUACAAAACGUUUGAAGGGUGUUGAUAUCCGUUAUCCAGCCAAUAAGUAAUUGCAUCUAGAGCUACCGUGUGACAAAAAUAAUGGUUGCAAUGGUUGUUUAAAGAAAUGGAUCAUAAAUCAGACGGAAUGAGUUUUGCCAAAAAAAAUUAAAAUCCUUAUGUGAAUCUCACAAAAACUGUCAGGAAAUGCCCAGGUGGUCAUAAAGCAUCUCAAAAUCUCAAAAAAAGAAAAAAUUAGAAAUUAUAUUCUAUAUGUUCUGUUUUUCUUCACCUUGAAAGCAAAUAUUUGAUUUGCAAUUUAUAGUAAUAUAAUCUAUUAUUUAAUAUGUUAAGUAUUUUUACUUUUUUUUUUUUUUUUUGAACUGAGUAUAAUUUAUGCUAAUUUUAAUUUUACAUUUCUUUAUUAUACCAAUGACUUUUAGAUUUGUUUCACACCACGGUUAUGAGAAUUUGUUUAGUUAAUAGCAAAUAGCACAAAAAUCUUAAUUGGAGAUUAAAUUUUUUUUUUUUUUUUAGUUUUAAUUAGUUUUCUUUGUGGAAUAUAAUUAAUUAUUAUAAAUUAAUUUUUCUUUUUUGGAGGAACUGGGCAUUUUCUUGUGAGAUUCGCUUUCUUAGGUGUUUUAAAAGCUUGCAGCUGGUUUAGUCACCUUGCCUUUAGCACACACCCUAAACGAUAAAGUCAUUUUCAAAUAGUCUCAUCUUCAUGUAUUGUAGAGAUAAUAAUAGCCUCAUUCUAAAGUCUUGAAAUUAAUGCCGAUGCCACACAGAAAUUGAAUGGACGGCGUCACUAUAUAUAAUUCUCACAUUGACUUUAAGCUGCUCUGUGAGAUAAAUAAAGACAAAUCACAUUAUGUCGUACAUAAAGUAUGUCCUCUGUGAGACCCACAGCUGAGCCGGGAACUAUAAUUAAAGUGUAGAUUACAGUUUUUACAGAGCUGACUCUUGUGGUGAGACUUCACAGUUGACGAGGCUGACUAUCACUUUGUGUUUUAUACUGCGUUUCUCAUGCAUCGUUUUUCAUUGUCUCCUUCACUUCUGUCAGUAGAUUGCUUUUACCUUUAGCUUAAAGAAUCAUUUCAUGAUGACCACUAAUGUUUUCCUUGUGGAAAAAUAUUUUCGUCAUAAAAAGCUGGAUCUUGUUUGGCAGGGUGGAGCCGAUGUGUGUGUUGCUUUGAUUUUCAAAGGAAUCUCACAAAAUCUGUCAAAAACAACUCAAGUAACAUAUUUGACCCCCAAAUGAAGUUAGACAAAACACAAAAUUAUAUUAUGCAUAAAGAGCCUUUCCCACAUAUUCUUAUUAAUAUAUUUGCACAUAAUUUAUAUAUAUAUAUAUAUCACUUUAAAAAAACAAAAUAUAUAUAAAAUAUUGCAAAAUAAUAAAUCAUAUUAUUUAAAAGUAAAACAUUUUACGUCUUAGUAUUUCAUUUACUCACAUUAUUAUUUUUUUUAAAUCACCAGUUAUCAAAUAUAAAAAUAAUCUUCAAUCAUUCCUGAUGUUCCUAAAUAUAGACUUCAUUUUCUUCAUGUAAUAUAUAAUUAACUCUGCAGAUUUUGGUGUCCUGGAUAUGUUUUUGACCGGCUUUGUGAGAUUCGCCUUGCUGUAUGAUUGGAAGAUUAGUUAAUUUUACUUUAAAAAUAUAGAUUACAAAUAAAAUAAAAUAAUGGCAGUACGUGAGAAAUAUAUCACCGCACCAAAAUGCCAGUUUGGAUUGGUCUAGAUCACUUUUAAGAACUUUAGAAAACCACUCCAUUCACCAAACAGAACAGAUGCAGAUGUGUGUUAAAAUGCUCUCUGAUAUUAUGUUUACAAUAUCUGAACAUUUCGUUAUCCAUAAUGCUAGAUAAAUGAUUAUAGAUGAAAUAAAACUCCAGAAUUAGUAAGACUUUUAAUACCCUGCCAUUAAUAUCAGUGUAAUUCCAGCAUUUUAUUUGUUACAGUAAUGAGUUUGUGUGCCAUUUUUGUUAUUCAGCAUUAAUGAUUAUCAUACAGCAAUCAAACCUUGUUUUAGACAUUCUCUUCUCAUUAUUAUGAUUGGCUUUUCAUGCAGCGUAACUCCGAUUGAACUAGAGUUGUGCAAUUUAUUUUAGAAAUGUUUUGAGCCUACGAGUUAUUCAUUUUUCUGUAAAGGGAAUAUGUACUAUAUGCAAUCCCCGAUGUUUUGAAUUUGAUAUGAGAAGACUUGACUUUUAUCAGCACAUCACUAAGAAUGUAUCUCAUGUUUUUUAUACUGUGUGUUAAUUGGGUAGAAGAGGGAGUUUUCUUUGCAUUAGAAUAACUAAGAGUUUAGCAUUCUGUGCUAUUAUUACUACUGCAACAGUAUUUGCCCGACCUCAGCUCUGUUUCUAAAACAUGCUUACGUCAUUUUAGAUGAUACUUGCCUGUAAAGAGGGAUGUUUGCUCUUAAAUGAACUUCAUUAACCUCAGAAGAAUAGCAUUAGGGAAUAUUCAACUUUUACAUAUGUUAUUUCUUGGUGGUUCAACCAAGCGUAUUCCCAUCAUCAAAAUCUGGAAACUUUAUGUCUCCAGCGUUCACCUUUUCCCCACAUUAGAGCUGUUUAGUGCUGCAGGUUUCACUGAGCGGGACACGGGUCAUUCAACGAAACGACUCGAAGCGUCUCAACUUGGAAAUGUUGGAAACAGGGUUCACAGCCACAAAGCAAAGAUUCUGAAAUAAUGUCUAUUAUAAAUGGUGUAAACAAAUAUUGUUCCGAUACCUUCAAGUGUCAUGAAGUGAUGAUGUUCUUUCUUAUGUAAAGUUCUUUUACAUAAUAAAGUCAUUAGAUUUAAAAGCUA